This is a messenger RNA of Salarias fasciatus (jewelled blenny), 2890 nucleotides long. It is a transcript of the gene cip2a, whose product is annotated as cellular inhibitor of PP2A. The record is from RefSeq and is a predicted model, not a curated record. The transcript is spliced from 21 exons. The coding region runs from base 1 to 2643 and encodes 880 amino acids. NCBI's taxonomy places the organism in Eukaryota, Metazoa, Chordata, Actinopteri, Blenniiformes, Blenniidae.
AUGGACAUGACGACGUGUCUCAAGUCUCUCCUGCUGGCGGUCCAUCAGCACAGGGACGGAGGGACGGCACAGACCGAGGCACAGCUCCUCAGACGGGUGGAGGAGACCUCGGCCCUGGUCUGUGGUCCUCUGCUGUCCUCGGCCCCCCUGCUGGCUGCGGAGUGUGUGAGUGGACUGGUGGACAUAGCGGGGAACCCAAACAGCAGCUCCGUUCUCACCGGGUCCAUCGUGUCCCUGCUGUCCCUGCUGGCCGGGGACGACUCCGGCAGAGAGGUUCUCCACAGCAGCUUCAACCUGAGCGGGACGCUGUCCUCCAUCGUCCAGCGCAGCGACCCUCAGGAACCACUGGUUCUGCAGUGUCUGCAGCUGCUGCAGAGACUCACCUACAACAGCGGCGUCCUCCAGUGGUCCAACUCCGUCCAGCAGCUGCUGUCCUUCCUCCUCACCCACAUACAGUCGCAGCAGGACGUCCUCAUCGUGCCGUGUCUCGGUCUCAUGGCCAACCUGUGCCGGGAGAACCGCUCGGUGCAGAACCACAUCCGGUCUCUGGACAAUGUCAAGUCCUUCUACCGGACCCUGCUGAACCUCCUGGACCACCCCAGUCUCACCGUGGUGGUCUUCUCUCUGUCCAUCCUGGCCGGUCUCACCCUGAGGGACAAGGUGGGGGACAAGCUCUUCGGAGCGGAGAACAUCCAGCAGACGUUCCAGCUCGUCUUCAACAUCAUGGUGAACGGAGACGGAACCCUGACCAGGAAGUACUCGGUGGACCUGCUGGUGGAUCUGCUGAAGAACCCCAAGAUAGCAGAGUGUCUGAGCAGGUACCAGCACUUUCCGGUCUGUGUGACCCAGGUUCUAGGACUUUUGAAAUCAAAGGACCCACAAUCUGCAACCAAGGUCCUGGAGCUCCUCCUGUCCAUGUGCAGAGUGUCCAGUCUGCGUCCUCUGCUCUGCCGGGUGGUCUUCAGACCCGCCGAGCCCAAACUGGGGCCCGUGGGCCGCAGACCGGGACCGGAGGGGCCGGACCAGUCCAGCUGUGGCCUGGUUCUGGUGCAGUGGCUCAGCUCGCCUGUGGAGGGCGCCGAGUCCUGCUCCCUGCAAGUCCUGCAGCUGCUGAAGGAGCUGCUGGAGGAGGCGCUGGGCGGAGACCUGGUCUCUGAUUGGACGCUGAGCUUUGUGGACCUACUACUUCCUGUCCUGCUGGACCUGCUGAGGAGCCUCGAGUCCUCCAGCGGAGACUCUGACCUGAGAAGAGUCUCCAGCUGGACCACAAGCAUCAGCAGCCUGCUGCUCCUGCUGUGCGUCCAAGACUCCACCCGCUCCCUGCUGUCCCGCCAGCUGAGCGCUCCGCUCUGCCUGUCCCAGGUCCAGGCCCUCCUCUCCUGUUACCAUAGCAACAGUCCCCGCGGUUCCCACGGCGACCUCAGUGUGUGUUCUGAGGCAGUGUUGCAGAUGGUGGAGUUGAUGAGCAAACUGAGGCAGCAGGUCGAAGACAUGGAGACCAGUUUCUACAGGACGCUGCAGGACCAGCAGAUGGCGCCUCCUCUGUCUCUGGCUCUCUCGUCUCACCGCAGAGAGACGGUCCACCGAGCUCUCGGUCUGCUGUCUGAAGCUGCUUCACUGCCAGACUUCCCCUCUCAGCUCUUAGCAGAAAUUAUUGCUGCCAACAACUUGUUCCACCAGAAGGAGGCGGAGCUCCCAGUCAAGCAGCAGGAAGCCCCGCCCCCCAGCACCGUGGACCAGUCCAGUUCUGACAGGGGUGUUUCCUGUCUGGUGGAGAAGGUCCAGAACGGCCUGGAGCUGAAGGACUCUCACGUGUCGGACAUCAUCGAGGUGUACGAGCAGAAGCUGUCGGCGUUCAGCUCCAAGGAGGCUCGUCUCCAGGACCUGCUGGAGGCCAAAGCCGUGGCUCAGUGCCAGGCGGACCGGCUCCUGGCCCAGUACCGGCUGCAGCGGGCGCAGGCGGAGGCCGAGGCGCGGCAGCUGGCGUCGCUGCUGAAGGCGGCGGAGCGGCGGCGGGAGGAGCUGCAGGCGGAGCUCAGCCAGCAGCUGCAGCUGGUGGAGCGCUCGGCCGCCGACACGGAGCAGCUGCUGCAGCACAACGCCCGGCUGCAGCGCCGCUGCCAGGAGACGCAGGAGCUGCAGGCCGCCUACAACAGCCUGCUGACCAGGCUGAACGACGGCGAGCGGCUGAGGAAGGAGCUGCAGGACAAACACAGCAGCCUGACCAGGAGCUACCAGAACCUGAAGAGGAGCCAGGAGGCCCUGCAGCUGCAGCACGACCGGCUGCAGGAGGAGCUGCAGCAGCAGCAGGAGGAGGUCCGGACGCUGCGCUGCCUCCUGCAGGAGAAGAGCUCCAACAUCUCCGGUCUGCAGGCGGAGCUCCGGGCGGAGGAGGAGAAGGUGAAGCAGAAGGAGCAGCAGAGGACGGAGCUGGAGGAGAGCCUGCUGCUCCUCAGGAAGGAGCUGCAGAAGACCGAGCAGGCCCGCAAGGAGGCCAGCAUCAAGGCCUCGUCUCUGGAGCUGCAGAAGACUCACCUGGAGCAGAAGCUGCAGCAGAAAGACGAGGAUCUGAACAAACACUCGGCCAUGAUCGCCAUGAUCCACAGUCUGAGCAGCGGGCGGAGCAGCAACCUGGCCCUGUGACGCACCGGCCGGUCCUCCUCCUCCUCCUCCUCCUCCUCCUCCUCCUCCUCCUCCACCUCGUCCCUGGUCCAGACGGUCUGUGGAGUCCACCAGGAGGGUCUGGUUGGUCCACUGACCAGCUGAGUCUCCUGCUUGGUUCUGCAUCACAUGGAACCUCGAGGGUUCAGGUCCAACUGGUCGACCGUGGACCCCUGGAGAGAACACACACACUCACUCACACACACACACACACACACACACACACAGA